AUGAGGAAUGAGACAAGAGUGAUCAAAGUUGAGGAAGGUCCGUGGGCGAGAGAAGGAAGGUCAAAUAACAAUACCGACCUUUGCAUACAAUUCUUAGAGGACAGCCGGGCGAAGGCCGUCGCCCUGUACGAUGUGAGCGAUUCUCUGAUGAAUACAGUCACGUCUGCAAAGCAGAGAGUUUGGUGUUUUGGCAGCCCUGCCACCGUACUAACCGCAACCGGCGCUAGCCCGAUUAAAAGCAAGAAGGUGCAUGGAAGUCCUCGCAAGCUCCGUCACACAAACCUCGACCUCACCAUGCCCUUUCACUCUUCGCACUUCUGUCUUGCACGACACAACGCCUCCCACCUCAACCGAACCCUUUUGACCGCCCCUUACCGCCAAUUCGCAACUUCACAACUCCUCCGCUCGCGUCUCCGCCAGCCCGGCGAGCCGACAGGCCCAGACGAACCACCCUCACACACAGCAUCCCCACCAUCCAAGUCCCCGCUCAAAGUCUGGCCCUUUGUCUUCAUAUUCGCAACCGGUGCCUUCCUUUUCAAGACGAUUGUCGAUCAGCGGAAGGGGGAAUACAAACCUCAAGGACCCGUCUCUGGCCACAGUCCGAGCCGCCCAUAA
Molecule: messenger RNA, 615 nt
Organism: Lindgomyces ingoldianus
Lineage: Eukaryota; Fungi; Ascomycota; Dothideomycetes; Pleosporales; Lindgomycetaceae
Exons: 6
Coding region: 1-615 (204 amino acids)
Source: RefSeq, a predicted model, not a curated record